Molecule: messenger RNA, 1535 nt
Organism: Neurospora crassa OR74A
Lineage: Eukaryota; Fungi; Ascomycota; Sordariomycetes; Sordariales; Sordariaceae
Product: ribosome biogenesis protein RLP24
Exons: 2
Coding region: 151-831 (226 amino acids)
Biological process (GO): ribosomal large subunit biogenesis
Cellular component (GO): nucleolus
Source: RefSeq, a predicted model, not a curated record
UUUCGCUGUUGUUGACUUUGUUGCUUGCUUCCCCCUCUCCUCCCCCCCCUCCCGAACAGACAACGAGCCCAUCCUCACCCGGCUCGCUGCUUCUCUCCUCAACCACCACCACCACCACCACCACCACAACCACCCACAUAACCCGUCAAGAUGCGUGUCGAUCCCUGUUUCUUUUGCGGCCGUCCGGCCUGGCCCUCCAAGGGCAUUACCUUUAUGCGUAACGAUGGCAAGUCCUUCCGCUUCUGCCGCUCCAAAUGCCACAAGAACUUCAAGAUGAAGCGCAACCCCCGCAAGCUCAAGUGGACCAAGGCCUACCGCAAGAACGCCGGCAAGGAGAUGGUGGUCGACAGCACCCUGCAGUUCGCCGCCCGCCGCAACGUGCCCGUCCGCUACGACCGCGAGCUCUUCGCCAAGACGGUCAAGGCCAUGGAGCGUAUCUCGGAGAUCCGCCAGCGCCGCGAGCGCAUCUUCUACAAGCGCCGCAUGGCCGGCAAGCGCGCCCGCGAGGUCGCCGCCGCCCGCAAGCUCGUCGCCGAGAACGAGCACCUCCUCCCCCGCCUGCGCGGUUCCGAGAAGAGGAGGCUGGCCGAGCUCGCCCAGGAGACGGGCCAGGACGUCGAGGAGCUCGAGCGCGAGGAGCUGGCCAAGAAGGCUGCCAGCAAGAAGACCAAGGCGUUUGGCGGCGAGGUCAAGAGGCUCCGUGUCAGGACAGACGGCGGCGUGGAAGAGAUCUCGGAGCGCGUCGCUGGUGGAGGCUUGGUCGAUGAGGAUGACGAUGACGAGAACGAUUUCGAGGACGUGGACGAUGACGACGAGAUGGAUACCGACUGAGCGCCCGAGUCUCUGUAACUAUUACUACCGCGACCACCACCACCGCCAACCACCACCACCACCAUCACCAACACCGAAACCAGCCACCUCUUUUCUCGGGAUCAUUCGUUGUUUGCUUGUUUUCUUCGGACGAACUCGCUCCCGCGGCUGUCGAUAUCCCUAUGCGGGGGAGGGUUCUGCUGUAUUUUUUCGGCGGCCUUUCCUCGCCACUGAGACCUGCCUAGUUGACACCAGCAACAAAGCCCAACUACGACGAACGGGUCUUGGUGUAUAAAGACGGAACGACCAGAAAGAGGACAGGACAGACAGCAAUUGGUUGACCAACAGCCAAUACUCUAACUGUAAAAACAGUAACUGUGGCUUUGGACAGACAGACAAUCCUCCCCCCCGAGCGAUGGCUGCUUUCGGGGCUUGCUUAUACCCCUUGCUUGGUUGGUUGGUCGUUGGUCGCUACAGGUCAUUGGAAAGAUUCAUUAUAUUCAGAACCAUGGUUUUCAAGGGGGGGAUCAAUCAGUCUACCUUUAGUAGCAAAGCAUAUUUUCGGUUUUAUUGGAAUCGGCGAAUUUGGCGUUUAAUAGACACGGGGAGACCCACAAUAUGAAGUACUUGUUUGUUUUUUUCUUUCUGCCAUGUCUUGUCUUGUUUUAUAGUAGUAAUCCUCAGUACUUUCUGACUCGACAAGUUACUCGUUUCUGUCUUCUGCC